Messenger RNA from Filobasidium floriforme, 649 nucleotides. RefSeq names its product ubiquitin-conjugating enzyme/RWD-like protein. The record is from RefSeq and is a predicted model, not a curated record. The coding region runs from base 55 to 510 and encodes 151 amino acids. The transcript has 8 exons. Lineage: Eukaryota; Fungi; Basidiomycota; Tremellomycetes; Filobasidiales; Filobasidiaceae.
CAAGCUUUGUCGGAGCACCAGCGUCGUCUAACCUUGAGAAGUAUCACAUACGGAAUGUCUGGAACAGCAGUGCGACGUGUUCAAAAGGAAUUAGGCGACAUUCGCAAGUCGCCCAACAAGCACAUCAAGGUCGAGGUCGAUGAAUCCAACGUGACACACUGGGAUGUCAAGCUGGACGGACCUCACGGAACGCCUUAUCAAGCCGGGACGUACGGUAUGACCGUAGACUUUACCAACGACUACCCCUUCAAGCCGCCCGUGCUCAAGUUCACUACCAAGAUGUACCACCCGAACAUCGACUCGGACGGCAACAUCUGUAUCGGUGUUCUGAAGACUGAAAACUGGAAACCAGCUACCAAGAUCGUCAGCGUACUGGACGCCAUGUACGAGCUCCUGGGUCACCCUAAUCCUGACGAUCCGCUGGUCACCUCGAUCGCGGACCAAUACAGGAACGACCGACCCAGCUUUGACAAGACCGUCAAGGAAUAUAUCAACCGCUACGCCAAGUAGCAAUUGACCGCGAACGAAUGGGAGAGGCGAUGAAGAUCGCAUGGCAGCUGGCGAGUACUGUAUCUAACGAACAUAACGAUGACAUUAUGCAUACAUGAAUGGACCCUUCCGCCUCCUAUUUCCAUACCUCGCCAACUUG